AUGGGGGCUGAGGGUGGUGGAGGAGGAAUUAUUACCACUGACGUUGUAACCUUGAUGGAAAAGGCCAAGUUUUACACUUCGUUAUGUCUUGGUACUACCGCAAUAGUAUCCGUAUUCGCUUUCCUGUUCCUCAUACCAUUUGUCGUGGAUCCCGCGAUUUCAACUAUAAUGUCCGAUUACAAUCCUUACGCCGUUACAUGCAUUUCGGUAAGCCACACUUACGAAGAAGGCCUCCGAAAUUGUUCCUGGUCUUCGUGCCGAGAGGGAUGCACUACUGCAGCUUUGCGUUGUCACAAGAUCCUAGUUAACUACACUCGUGUCCCUUUCAGUGAAUGGGGAAAUCGAAGUACGGACAACGUGGCAUGGGAUGUAGGAGACACUAAGUUUUACGUGAACACAGAAGGGUGUGGUUAUCCACCGAGAGUCAACUGUUCUGAGUUUGCUAAAGAGUUCGGAUACAAGAACUUAAUGAAGCCAUUCCCUUGCUACUACAGCCGUACAUACCCAGAAAUGGUGGUGGCCAGAUACAGCUGGGAAGAGAACCUCAGACAUCUGAUACUGUCACUUGUCGUACCGAACGUCCUCUUUGGCGUUUCCAUUGGCGUGCUAAGCUACUGGUACUGCCCUAGUUGUAGUCGAGCAUGCAACAGGAAGUCCUACGCUGACAAGUACCCACCCAAGGAAGAGUAA
Messenger RNA from Zootermopsis nevadensis, 690 nucleotides. The record is from RefSeq and is a predicted model, not a curated record. Lineage: Eukaryota; Metazoa; Arthropoda; Insecta; Blattodea; Termopsidae.